Molecule: messenger RNA, 4390 nt
Organism: Stegodyphus dumicola
Lineage: Eukaryota; Metazoa; Arthropoda; Arachnida; Araneae; Eresidae
Product: nuclear exosome regulator NRDE2
Biological process (GO): regulatory ncRNA-mediated heterochromatin formation; negative regulation of RNA catabolic process
Cellular component (GO): catalytic step 2 spliceosome
Molecular function (GO): protein binding
Source: RefSeq, a predicted model, not a curated record
CCGUCUACCAAAGUAGCACCGUGGAAUUUUUUCUGAAUUGUUAUUUUCAGUUCUUGGCUGUUCGGUGUCCAGGGUAGUAAAUCUGUUUUCUUGUGUUAUAUCAGAUAUUGCCUUUUAUCCCAGUUUUCAUAUCGAUCAAAUAACGCCGUUGAGAGUCAUCAUGUGAAUACUACAAAGAUACAAGUAAGUCAAGAUGAAUCACUGCAUGACGAGAACGAAAAACCUGAACUUGUCUCUACGAGCUCAAGCGUUCGAGAAAAUAGACUGAUUGACUGAUGAUUAUUUUGUCGGAAUACCAUAUAGAAAUAUCUUUUAUCCGGCGCAUUUUUGAAAUACAAGAUGGCGGCUGAAAAAUUGCCAAGGGCCGGUUAUCUGAAACGUGCCAGAAAGUGCAAUCAUGUAAAAACUAUCUUAAAAUUAAAAAAAAAAAAAAAAAAGAAAGAAAGAAAAAGAAAGCUGAGAUAAUAAACAUUGGAUUGGCGCUUUUAAAUCAUUGUUGCCAGAUUACAAAAUUGACAUCAAAAAACAAAUAGCAUAGCCAAAUAGAAAAAUUACUCAUUUACGCUAAAUUCAUAGAGGCGAUUUUUUGCAACACAAUUAAACAAAUAAUUAAUUAAUCUUAAAAACAUAAAGCAAUAGAACUACUAUUGGAGCUGUAGCUAACCAAAGAGAUCACCCAUCAGGCAGGUAACGCGAUUUUGCGAAAGGUCCGUACUUUGCUUUCGCCAAGUUUAUCAUUUGAUGUUACUUUUUUGUUACAAAUUGUUGCCUCUUCAGCUUUGGCACAUUUAAGCGUUCGUACUACAAUUUCUUGAUGUAAAAAUACUCUUUAUUUGAUGAAUGCAAUAAGGAUAAAGCAGUAGUCAAUUCAAAAGGAAAAUGAUUUAGUGAGUCCUCCUUAAGAAUGUCGUCCUAGAAUAAUAAGUAUGGAAUCUGAUAGUAAUUUAACAAAACCAGGCACAUUGUUUCCUGCUUAUUCUUCUGCUAAUCAAGUGCAAGAGAAAAAGGAAGAUAGAGAUUGGCUGUGUAACAGUAGCUUCACUCCUGCUACUUAUGAAUUUUCCUGUCAGCAGCAGUUGAAAACUGAAGAAUGUAAUAUUGAUAUCUCUGAAACUACUGAAACUGAAAAACACAUACUUCCAAAGCAAACCAAAGAAAGAAAAAAGCAGCAUGUUUCUGAUCCCAUCAAACAUCAAGUACCAGAUUGUGAUUCUAUUCGCAAGCAGUUGAACAAGAAAACAUUUAUUGAAGAAACUGGUUUAUCUUUUGAAAGAGCUUACCGACUUGAUCCCAAAUGUGAUUAUGAAAACUUAAAUUUUGAUUGUUUUGAAAGAAAGAAUAUAGCUAAAUACAAAAUGAAAUUUGGAGUUCCAUUUGGUCUGAGCUUAGAGGAAUUUGCUCAAUGGCCACAACCCAUGCAAGUAAAAAAGGAUGUUCUGUUUCGUUAUUUUGGCAAAAAAGCUUUAAAACUGUUUAACAAAAGUGGUCCACCUGAGGUGAUUAGAGGAAAAGAAUUACCAUCUUUUAUCAGUGGAGCUUUAGAUUUUAUUCCUAUUUCAACAGUGUCUAGAGAAGAAGUUAGCUUGUUAAAUGAUACAAAAGUAGUAUUUGAUGGUAUAUCUGUUGACUGGAAAGUUCAGUCUAGUGAUAAAUAUACAAAUGCUGUGUUAAAAAAUGAGCAAGCUAUUGAAUCCUCUGUAGAAAGUGAUAUACGAAAUAAAACAAUCUAUUUCAAUAAAAAAUUAUUGAAGUCGCCCAAUGAUGUACAAUUAUGGCUUGAUUUUGUUGAGUUUCAAGAUGAGGUGUGCCAUGCUGAUAGAAAAUCUGAAAGCGCAUAUAAUGAAUCUGCCAUAUUUGAGAAGAAAAUAUCUAUUUUUGACAAAGCUCUAAAAUACAAUCCAAAAUCUGUAGAAUUACACAUUGCUAAAUUAAAUUUGUGUCGAAAAGUAUGGAAAAUUGAUAAACUUAUUUCAUUAUGGGAUGAUUUAAUCUUCAUGAAUCCAAAUAAUCCUGAAGUAUGGCAGAGUUAUUUGUUUUUUGUUUUGACAAAUUUAGCAUACUUUAAUACUCCUCGCAUUGUUAAAUUGUACAGUAAAUGUCUGAGGACGUUAUCAAACUUGAAUGAAGGUAUAAUUCAAUCACACGAAGCUCCACCUAAUUUAACUCUUUUUAUGCUAGAUAUUUUCAGCCAGUUGUGUUUUGCUCUUAGAAGUUGUGGUUAUUCUGAAAGAGCUAUAGCUACUUUUCAAGCUCUUAUUGAAUUUAAUUUCUUUUGUGAUCCUUCAACUCGACUACUUUCUGUAUCGGAAAAAAUCACUUGCUUUGAACCAUUCUGGGACAGUGGUGCUGCUCGUAUUGGUGAAGAUGAAGCUAUUGGAUGGGCUGCAACUGUUUCGAAAGCCAAAAUUGUGUCAAACAAAAUAGUUUCAGAAUCAGAUUUAAAUAGUUUUGAAGAUGAUAUAUUAUACGAAAAAUUGCCACUUGGACAAACAUGGUUAAAAUUUGAAAGACUAAGAGAAGUUCAUCAUUGGUUGCCAUGGAGACCAAAUCCUGAUUUUGAUCAAACUGAUGAUGAUGUUGAUGAUAUGGAAAGAACUGUUUCUUUUGAUGAUGUUUCUAGAUUUCUUUUUAACAUUACAGAUGAAAAAGAUAAAUUUUUAUUGCUAGUCAAAUUUCUAGAAUUUUUAGGCUUCAGCACUCAUAUGUUAUUUUGCUCUGAAUCUUCUGUGAGCAAAAAUUGUUUUCAAGUAGAAGUUAAAAAUUUUGAAACUAUCUCCGAGAUAUUAAGUGAAUCAGUUUUUAGUAACCAGACCUCAAAUCCACUUUCUUUUCCUAGAAGUGAAUGGACACAAGAUAAAAUUAAUUUCAUUAAUAAUAUUUUUUCCCUGAUCAUGGAUAAGUUUUCAUCUCACUAUCAAACACUGCUUUCACGGAUGUGGUUGAAGUUUCGUAAAAUUAUUAUUACAAAUGAAAAUAGUGAAAAUUAUGACAGAGAUAUUUCUGACCUUAAAAAGUUUGCAAAGUCUAUGCUAAAGAAAAAUGAGAAUCGAAAUUCUUUACUGUUAUGGUCUGAAUAUAUUGAGAUUGAAUUGCUGAGUAAAUUAAAAUCUAAUGCUAAAAACACUUUUGAAACUUUGUUGGUGUCUAGCAGUGCAGCAAUUUCAGAAGAAAGCUCAAUGUUUAAGGAAGUAUGGUAUUUUAUUCGUUCUUAUAUAGAUUUAAAUAUUGGUUUACGAAAUCACAUCUUUAAGAAAAAAGAAUUCUGCCAAGAUGAAUUGCUGUGGAUUUUAACACAUGUUGGAUCUAAAGAAACUUUUGUCCCAUACUUGAAUCAAACUGUUAAACCGACUUCAGUUCUUAGAGCUGUUUCAGGAUUUAAGCAGUUUUUAGACCAAGAGUUAAGUUCCUUGAGAAAUUUAGAUCCUGCCCUAUGUUAUUGCUUAGAUCCUCGUCCAUAUUUAGUGUUGGACUGUAUAAAAUGCUUUGCUUUUCUGCAAUAUUUUACUCAAGGUAUUGAUGCUGCUUUACAGAUAUUUAAGAACUAUUCAGUAUUUCUAGAGAAGAAAAUAAGUGUAUCUCUGAAAAGGCACAUUUUAGAACAGUUUUGUGUUUUGCAAACUGAACUUCUGAAUAUUCAUACGUGGAAUUCCAUAUCUUCAAUAAAGCCUUUGCAAUCUUAUUUGUAUGAAUCUAUAAAUACAUACCCAAGUAAUGCUGUGCUUCUGUACUACCUUGUGAAAUUAAGGAAUGCAUCAUCUGUAGUUGGGCCCACAAGGAGGUUUUUUGCCAAAUUGCUUAAAAAUCAAAAUAAAUUUCAACCUGUGAUAUGGAUUUUUGCCUUGGCAUCGGAGCUUUCAAUUUGUUACUCAGUUUUGUCACAAAAGAGUUUUGAAACUGAUCAACUAAACACAUUUGAAAAUAUUGUUUCUUGUUGGGGAAUAAAAUGGAAAAUCCAAGGAUUGUAUGAAAAAGCUUUAGCAUCUGAAUCAUAUUGUUUUAUUCCUGUUCUUUGGCGAUCUUAUCUAAAAUAUGAGAUUUUGAAUGGAGAAACAUCAAAAGCUAAAGGUAUCUUUCAUGAAGCCAUACAAAACUGUGGGUGGUCAAAGGAAUUAUUAAUGGAUGGAAUCAAGUAUUUUCCUGAAGAUGUACAGCAAAUAAUAGAUUUUAUGAUUGAAAAACAAAUCCGUAUUCAUACCCCAUUAGAAGAAGUGACACUUCUUAUGGAACAUGGUAUCCAAGAAACUUAAUUGCAUUAUUCAUUUUCUAACAGUUACGUCUGUGGAAUUAUUUUAAAUACACCUGAUCUUUUUGCUCACUGUUUCAUUCUAAACAUGCCAUUGAACUUUUUUCUGUGUAUAUAAAGAAAAUUAAAUACAUAUAUGUUUUAUAA